AUCAGCUGGCAAUGGUACAAGUGUCCAGUCAAAAUUGUUUACUUUAUUUCCAUAAUAAUUCCAAGCUGUACAUUGGUUGUGUGUAUUAUAUUUAUCAGUUUUUGAACAAUUGGGAGCAAAUUAUUUAUUGUAGAGAGAAAUUUACUUUAAAAUCUAACUAAAGAAUGACCGAUCUGAACGACUUCUUCGCUAGAAAAGACAAGAAAAAAUCUAAAGGUUUGAGAUUUGCUACAGUAAACGAAAUUGACAAAAAACUACAAGAAACUGAUAAGAAAAGAGAAAAAUUACAAAACAAGAACCAAGACAGUGAGUGGAAAGAAUUUGAGGACAAAAAGAAAGACUACACCGGCCUCAAGAUUCAAAACACAACGUUGAGUGAGCAAGUGGAAGAGAUAGAAGGUGACGUCAAUGUUUUGGAAGAAACUCCAUGUCCUUGGAAGAUAACUGCACCACUACAAGACACCCAUUUUGGGAAACCAGAGGAAAUUCAAAAUAAAGAAAAAGAAUCAGUUCAUAACAGUCCAGAGAAAUAUGUACCUCCUCAUUUGCGAAACAAGCAUUUACCAGGUACUACCAAGAGACAAAGACCAAGAACAGCUCAAGGUUUGGGUAAGGAAGCGAUAUUCCCGUCACUACAAGCAGCAUCAUCAGUUGAGGGUAGUAACCAGUGGGUGUGGGAACAGAUGAGGCUAGGAGAAAUUGUAAAUAGAGAACCUCAUUACGUCUACAAUAAUCCAAAUAGAAAUCACCCAAUGGCCAAUAAAUUUAAAGCAUUACGUGAUCAUGUUGAAUAAGUUAACCUACAAACAUUGUGUAGUACCAUCAUCAUAGAUUGCUGCCCCAUUUACAGUACAUAUUUUAUUGUUUUA
Homalodisca vitripennis (glassy-winged sharpshooter) is the source of this 869-nucleotide messenger RNA. Its product is annotated as protein CDV3 homolog. The coding region runs from base 165 to 794 and encodes 209 amino acids. Lineage: Eukaryota; Metazoa; Arthropoda; Insecta; Hemiptera; Cicadellidae. The record is from RefSeq and is a predicted model, not a curated record. The transcript has a single exon. Gene Ontology annotation, cellular component: cytoplasm.